CUAGUGCGAAAUUUAGCAUACCCCAAAGAUGCUGAUUCAUUUUCGUAUGUGGAGCUGGUUUCAUUACUCGAUAAUCAUUUUAAGCCAAAGAAGUGUUCAUAUACCGACAAGGCUCGUUUUUAUGGGGCUACGAGAACACCAGGCGAAUCAUUAGGAGACUGGGCGGCGCGACUUAGGGGGUUGGCAAAUUAUUGCGAAUUCGGCGCGGCUUUGGAAACGAACCUUACGGAUCGUUUUGUCCUAGGCCUGGGCUCAGGUCCAGCACGAGAUAAGCUGUACGAGCAGGACCCAUCAAAAAUGAAAAUCGAUCGAGCGUUAGAAAUAGCCCAGCAGGCAGAGAGUGCGAGGGAGGCUAAGUUCAUGGAAGCUAGUGUUAAGGAAGAACCUGUGUACCGUGCCUCCUUCACGCUCGACGAUAGACGUGAAGCUAAUCGACGAGCGCGGACGAGUGAGCCAAGCAGUGGUUAUUCAGGGCAGCGGCAGCGGUCCCACCUUGGUGAUGGUCAAUCAGUUCGCGGGCAGCAACCACGUCGUGACUUUCCAAGGUGCUCGGUUUGCGGGUUAAGAAACCACGAUGAAGAGAAGUGCCGUUACAAGGGCUAUCGCUGUCAGAACUGCGGUGAAAAGGGACAUUUAAAAAAAGUGUGUGACAAAAAUGUGCAGAUCAAUAAUAUUUGUGAUGACCACGAUAAAGGUGUCGGCCACAUUCCGGAUCCUGACCAUUGUGAGGAAUGUCAUAAUUAUAGUUUAAAGUACGUGUCUGAUAAACCGAUUAAUUUAAAAUUAUUGCUAGGUGGCAAGAGCAUAACAAUGGAGUUAGAUUCUGGUUCUGGGACAUCAGUGAUAUCAAAAUCAUUAUACGAUACAUUGUUUUCGAAGUACAAGUUAAAUAAAUGUAACAUCAAAAUGUGCCUUUAUAACGGACAUAAAAUUUCACCGGAAGGGUAUUUUGAUAUCGAGGCAAAUUUUAAUCAACAACAAAAAAACUUAAAAUUAUUUGUUAUUAAAAACGGUGGCCCUCCACUUCUCGGUCGAGAUUUUAUGUCCGCCUUCGGUGUAACGUUUACCACGGGUCUUCAUAACAUUUGUUAUACCGAUAAAGAUGUUCAAAGUUUGCUAGAACAAUUUCCAGAUCUGUGGCGUGACGAAUUAGGGUCAUUCACAAAAUUUCAGGUCGAUUUAAAAUUAAAAGAGGAUGCUGUACCAAAGUUUUUCAAACCUCGAACGGUACCAUUCGCGCUCAAAGCUAAGGUAGAAGCCGAGUUGGAUAGGUUAGUGCGCUUGGGGAUAUUAGUUCCUAUUAAUCAUUCGAAAUACGCCACCCCCAUAGUGCCAAUUCUCAAAAAUAAUGGUACAGUUAAAAUAGCCG
Molecule: messenger RNA, 1369 nt
Organism: Bombyx mandarina (wild silkworm)
Lineage: Eukaryota; Metazoa; Arthropoda; Insecta; Lepidoptera; Bombycidae
Source: RefSeq, a predicted model, not a curated record